CUUCACAUCUACACCCUGAGAUACUCACGCUGGCUUUACACUCACACAUUUCAACAUUUCAGCGUUUAAUACGCCACGAACAAAAACACCAAACGGGGGAAUAUGACUCGGAACUCUCCCGCCAUGAAAAGAGGUCGAGAUUCCAGUACAGAACAACAAAGUGCCACCUCCUCAAACGAUCUCAAGGGAGCUAAAGGGAAGGCCGUCGGAAAGAAAAGGACGAGGGUGGCCGAGCUCGCCGAACCCCGCACCAGCUCAGAGGACGGCGGCGGCCUGAGAGGACAGAAUAGGAAAAUCCAAGAGGACGGGGAGGGUCCUCUGAAGAAGACAAAAAAGAGGAAACAUCUCGUCCUCGAGGAGUCAAUAUCUACUUCAGCAGAUCCUGUUGCAGCUGAAUUUGAGGCCAAAUACGAGCAGCAGGAACCGCUUGGCAAAGGAGGGUGUGGAUGUGUGUUUGCAGGCUUUCGCAGAGCAGAUAAUCUUCCUGUUGCUAUCAAACACAUUGCAAAGGAUAAAGUUUACUGCAAGCAAGUGGACAAGAACGGGAGGCAGCUCUCCUCUGAAGUUGCCGUCAUGUUGAAGCUUGCAGCUGGAAGGAGAAGCUCCGUGCCGGCGGUCGUGUCCAUGCUGGACUGGUACGACCUGGACGAUGAGCUGAUCCUGGUGCUGGAGAGACCGGUUCCCUCCCAUGACCUGUUCAGACACAUCGAGGUCAACGGAGGCUCGCUGCAGGAGGAGGAGGCCAAGGUCAUACUCAGACAACUGGUGAUCGCCGCCAAAGAUCUUCAGGGAAAAUGCAUCUUUCACCGGGACAUAAAGAUCGAGAACAUUCUGAUCGAGACCGGUUCAGACGUCCCACAAGUUCGCAUUAUCGACUUCGGACUGAGCUGCUUCACGAAGCAGAGGUCUUUUUACCGCACGUUCUACGGUACAUCUGAACACACCCCUCCAGAGUGGUUCAGUCGCAGCAGCUACACCGCCGGGCCCACCACCGUCUGGCAGCUGGGUGUGGUGAUGUUUGAAAUGCUCCACAGAAACCAGCCGUUUGAGACCAGGACGUUCUUGAAAAAGAAAACGAGAAUCAGGAAGAACCUCUCAGAAGAUUGUCAGGACGUCUUGACGAUGUGUUUGAGCAAAGACCCCAACCAGCGACCGACUCUGGACCAGCUCCUGCGUCACCCGUGGCUCAUAUAAACUAGUUCCCUCUCUAUGACAGAAACAUUUAUUGCA
Messenger RNA from Mugil cephalus (flathead mullet), 1230 nucleotides. Its product is annotated as serine/threonine-protein kinase pim-2-like. The record is from RefSeq and is a predicted model, not a curated record. The coding region runs from base 103 to 1194 and encodes 363 amino acids. Gene Ontology annotation, biological process: regulation of mitotic cell cycle; negative regulation of apoptotic process; protein autophosphorylation. The transcript has 8 exons. Lineage: Eukaryota; Metazoa; Chordata; Actinopteri; Mugiliformes; Mugilidae. Gene Ontology annotation, cellular component: cytoplasm. Gene Ontology annotation, molecular function: protein serine/threonine kinase activity; ATP binding.